CCGGUCGGCUGUCAUGUCGGAGGAGCUCUGUGAAUGAACUGCUGAGGCGUGCAGCUCCUCAGGAGAGGAAUAAAGUCCAGAACACCUGCAGAGGCCCGAGAAGCAGAUAUCCUCCAGGAGAUGGACUCAGUAUGGACCACCACUGUUCUCCUGGUGCCAUUGGUAGUCGUGCUGACAGCUGGAUUUUUCUACCUUUAUGGUGUGGUUAUCAGCCUGUUGUCCAAAACAUCUGUACGCAAUAAGGUGGUGGUUAUAACCGACGCUUUGUCUGGUCUUGGAAAAGAAUGUGCAGGUGUGUUUCACAAAGGAGGCGCGAGGCUGAUCCUCUGCGGGAAAAGCUGGGAGAAACUUGAGGAACUUGCGGAUGAUUUGGCAAACGCCUCGGACCCGACUGUUACGUUUCCCUCCAAGCUGGUGCUGCUGGAUUUUGGAGAUAUGGACAGCAUGCCUGAGGCGAUCGAAGAGAUCCUGGAGUGUUACGGCUGCCUGGAUAUUCUCAUCCUCAACAGCAGCAUGAAGGUUAAAGCACCCGCACAGAGCCUGUCUCUGGAGAUGGACAAGCUACUAAUGGACAACAACUACUUUGGACCGGCCACGCUGGCCAAAGGCUUGCUGCCCUCCAUGAUCUCCAGGAGAACCGGCCACCUGCUCCUCGUCAGCAGCAUCCAAGGGAAGAUAGCUGUGCCUUUUCGCAGUGCAUAUGCAGCCUCUAAACACGCAGUUCAGGCUUUUUUUGACUGCCUGAGAGCUGAAGUGGAGGAGUACGGCAUCUCCGUCAGCACCAUCAACCACACCUUCAUCAGUCACUCGGCGUCUGACAACACAGAGGCAGCGUCCUCCAGGUCCAUCUGGUCACUGCUGUACACUAGGAAACCCUUUGGCGUUUCUCCAGAUGAGGCAGCUGCUGAGAUCGUGAAGACUUUAAACAGCAAGAGGAAAGAGGUGGUGAUUGCUCCCUCGCUCCCCAAGGUGGCCAUCUACACCAGAUCCUUCUUCCCUAAUGUGUUCUUUUCUGUGAUGGCUGCAGGAGUGAACAACACUGCAGCAGCCUCUGAUAAAGUGUAGCGCUGCAGCCGUCGACGUAAUAACUGGAGGAUAUUUAUGACGUGGUGAAGGUGAAACAGAUCAGUGUAAAUGUUGCAGGCAAUCUAAAACUAAUACUGAUAAUCUGUUGUUUGGGUCGAUCAAUGUGAACCCACAGAUUGUAUUUAAACCAUUUGAGUGUUGAUCUUAAAUGUAUUGACAGGAAUAUGGUGUUAAAAUGUGUACAGAGCAUUUCGCCUACGAAGAACAUGCUGUUGUGUUAACAUCCAAAGGACAACUCAUAUGUAUAUUUAUGUUUAUUUUUCAUUGUUUAUCCAUCAGAAAGAAUCAUUUUUGUUUAUUUUACAGGUUAACAUACAUAAAAUUAUCCCCAGAUUGCACAAUUUACUUAAAAACAGUCAAUAAUGUCAAGAAAGGUUUGUUUCCGUUCUUGUAUUUGUGGAGUUGAUAACAUGUAGACUACAAAUAAAAGUAUCUAUGUCUAA
Molecule: messenger RNA, 1529 nt
Organism: Micropterus dolomieu (smallmouth bass)
Lineage: Eukaryota; Metazoa; Chordata; Actinopteri; Centrarchiformes; Centrarchidae
Product: dehydrogenase/reductase SDR family member 7C-B-like
Exons: 7
Coding region: 121-1065 (314 amino acids)
Biological process (GO): regulation of release of sequestered calcium ion into cytosol by sarcoplasmic reticulum
Cellular component (GO): sarcoplasmic reticulum membrane
Molecular function (GO): all-trans-retinol dehydrogenase (NAD+) activity
Source: RefSeq, a predicted model, not a curated record